AUGAGCUGGAAAUGUAGGAGACAAACCUUGUACAUUGUAGCUGCUGUCUUGGGCGACAUUCUUCUCAUUGCAUUCCUACGAUAUGUUUGGCAUCUCAGUCUUUGUGAUUUCUUUCUGUUUAUUGGGUUGAUUCUGCUAAAUGGAGCUGCCAUAUAUGUGGAGUGCUGGAUAGAGCUGGAACAUCCAACUCUAAUUCUAACCGGCAUUCUGGCUAUACCCCUCGCUUGCAUUCAUCUAUUCCUCUGCAGAAUUGACGCCAUAACCGAACGUUGGGCUGCAAUGAAAAUAUUACCAAAAGUUGGACACAUUUUAGUCUUUGCUUUUCUGAUGGUUUUUCCUGCGAUUUGGCUAUUUCUGGCAUUUUUCUACUUUUACAAUCUGAACAACAAUACCUCAGCGGGCAUACACUGGAGAUUUUGGCAAUUAAAUUAUAUUUAA
Messenger RNA from Drosophila subobscura, 438 nucleotides. RefSeq lists its product as uncharacterized. Bases 1 to 438 code for a protein of 145 amino acids. NCBI's taxonomy places the organism in Eukaryota, Metazoa, Arthropoda, Insecta, Diptera, Drosophilidae. The transcript is spliced from 4 exons. The record is from RefSeq and is a predicted model, not a curated record.